Trichobilharzia regenti is the source of this 528-nucleotide messenger RNA. The record is from the annotation of a GenBank genome assembly. NCBI's taxonomy places the organism in Eukaryota, Metazoa, Platyhelminthes, Trematoda, Strigeidida, Schistosomatidae.
GUCAGCGUUGAAAACAGUGAGGAAAACACAAACACAAAUAAUCUGUGGAAAAAUACUAUUUUCCUCUCGAAACAAUUUACCAUAGAUGAAAAGUCUGAAUCAGGAAAGUCCAAAAAUAUAUUCUAAGUUUAAAUGAAAUAAAACGUUCCAACACGUACUGUUAAGACUGUGGAACAUUCAAAUUAUUUUCAUAUAUCGGUUUUUUUGGUGUUAGUUAGGAAAAUGUCUGACGAUUCGGGAUUUGAUCUUUGUGAAUGCAUACAGUCGCAUGAUGGUGCUAUGAGAAGAUUAUUAGGAAUACUGAGACAGACUCAGGAGUUUUGCAGCGAUAGCUCUUGUGUCGACGAUUUAUCACCAGUGCCACAAACGAAUCAGGACCCCAUGUCUGGUACUUAUAUGAUGACAUUUGUCGCCUUAUUGGCUGUUUUUGCUGCAAUUUUGUUUGGUGUGCCACGCUUUCGUUCUUCUGAUGGCAAGCCGCGCAACAAUUUCCAGGGGUCAAAUCGUGAACCACCAGCAAUCUCCUAA